AUGACGACUACCACAAUUCCGGUCACAAUAACCACAGCUGCUUCGACUACAACAACAGCAGCAACCACCACAAUCACAGGAGCUGCCACCACAAUCCCUACUGCUCCUACUACAACCACAGCUGCUGCUGCCACAACAACCACAGAUGCUCCAACUACAACGACAAAUGGAGUCACAACAACCACAGUUUCUCCCACAACAACCACAGGUGAUGCUACAGUCACCACAGCAGACAUCACAACUACCACAGAUGCUCAUUCAACAACCACAGCCGCUCCAACUACAACCUCAACUACGUCCAUGAUGACCACCACAGUUCCUGCCAUGACAACGACACCUGCAACUGCUGCAGCAGCCACCACAACCACAGUUGCUGCAACAACAUCCACAGCUGCUCCAACUACAACCACAGCUACUGCAACCACAGCUGCCCCCACGACCACAACAGCUGGCAUGACGACUACCACAAUUCCGGUCACAACAACCACAGCUGCUUCGAUUAUAACAACAGCAGCAACUACCACAAUCACAGGAGCUGCCACCACAACCACUACUGCUCCUACUACAAACACAGCUCCUGUCACGACAACCACAGAUGCUCCAACUACAACCACAAAUGGAGUCACAACAUCCACAAUUCUCCAACAACAGCCACAAAUGGAGUGCCUCUACAGUCACCACAGCAGGCAUCACAACAACCACAGCUGCUUCGACUACAACAACAGCAGCAACCACCACAAUCACAGGAGCUGCCACCACAACCACAGCUGCUCCUACUACAACCACAGCUCCUGUCACGACAACCACAGAUGCUCCAACUACAACCACAAAUGGAGUCACAACAUCCACAGUUUCUCCCACAACAACCACAGCUGCUGCCACAACAACCACAGCUGCUGCCACAACAUCCACAGCUGCUGCCAUCACAACCACAGGUGCAGCUACAGUCACCACAAUUCCGGUCACAACAACCACAGCUGCUUCGACUACAACAACAGCAGCAACCACCACAAUCACAGGAGCUGCCACCACAACCACUACUGCUCCUACUACAACCACAGCUCCUGUCACGACAACCACAGAUGCUCCAACUACAACCACAAAUGGAGUCACAACAUCCACAGUUUCUCCCACAACAACCACAGCUGCUGCCACAACAACCACAGCUGCUGCCACAACAUCCACAGCUGCUGCCAUCACAACCACAGGUGCAGCUACAGUCACCACAAUUCCGGUCACAACAACCACAGCUGCUUCGACUACAACAACAGCAGCAACCACCACAAUCACAGGAGCUGCCACCACAACCACUACUGCUCCUACUACAACCACAGCUCCUGUCACGACAACCACAGAUGCUCCAACUACAACCACAAAUGGAGUCACAACAUCCACAGUUUCUCCCACAACAACCACAGCUGCUGCCACAACAACCACAGCUGCUGCCACAACAACAGCUACUGCUGCAACCACAACCACAGCUGCCCCCACGACCACCACAGCUGGCAUGACGACAACCACAAUUCCGGUCACAACAACCACAGCUGCUUCGACUACAACAACAGCAGCAACUACCACAAUCACAGGAGCUGCCACCACAACCACUACUGCUCCUCCUACAACCACAGCUCCUACCACAACAACCACAGGUGCUGCAACCACAACCACAACCACAGCUGCCCCCAUGACCACCACAGCUGGCAUGACGACUACCACAAUUCCGGUCACAACAACCACAGCUGCUUCGACGACAACAACAGCAGCAACCACCACCAUCACAGGAGCUGCCACCACAACCACUACUGCCGCUACUACAACCACAGCUCCUGCCACAACAACCACAGCUGCUGCCAUCACAACCACAGGUGCCUCUACAGUCACCACAGCAGGCAUCACAACAACCACAGCUGCUUCGACUACAACAACAGCAGCAACCACCACAAUCACAGGAGCUGCCACCACAACCACAGCUGCUCCUACUACAACCACAGCUCCUGUCACGACAACCACAGAUGCUCCAACUACAACCACAAAUGGAGUCACAACAUCCACAGUUUCUCCCACAACAACCACAGCUGCUGCCACAACAACCACAGCUGCUGCCACAACAACCACAGCUGCUGCCAUCACAACCACAGGUGCCGCUACAGUCACCACAGCAGGCAUCACAACAACCACAGCUGCUUCGACUACAACAACAGCAGCAACCACCACAAUCACAGGAGCUGCCACCACAGCCACUACUGCUCCUACUACAACCACAGCUCCUGUCACGACAACCACAGAUGCUCCAACUACAACCACAAAUGGAGUCACAACAUCCACAGUUUCUCCCACAACAACCACAGCUGCUGCCACAACAACCACAGCUGCUGCCAUCACAACCACAGGUGCCGCUACAGUCACCACAGCUGGCAUCACAACAACCACAGCUGCUUCGACUACAACAACAGCAGCAACCACCACAAUCACAGGAGCUGCCACCACAACCACUACUGCUCCUACUACAACCACAGCUCCUGUCACGACAACUACAGAUGCUCCAACUACAACCACAAAUGGAGUCACAACAUCCACAGUUGCUGCCACAACAACCACAGCUGCUGCCACAACAACCACAGCUGCUGCCAUCACAACCACAGGUGCCGCUACAGUCACCACAGCAGGCAUCACAACAACCACAGCUGCUUCGACUACAACAACAGCAGCAACCACCACAAUCACAGGAGCUGCCACCACAGCCACUACUGCUCCUACUACAACCACAGCUCCUGUCACGACAACCACAGAUGCUCCAACUACAACCACAAAUGGAGUCACAACAUCCACAGUUUCUCCCACAACAACCACAGCUGCUGCCACAGCAACCACAGAUGCUCCAACUACAACAACAAGUGGAGUCACAACAACCACAGUUUCUCCCACAACAACCACAGGUGCUGCCACCACAACCACAGGUGCCGUCGCCACAACCACAGGUUCCGCCACCACAACCACAGGUACCGCCACGGUCACCACAGCAGGCAUCACAACUACCACAGUUGCUCAUUCAACAACCACAGCUGCUCCAACUCCAACCUCAACUACGUCCAUGAUGACCACCACAGUUCCUGCCCUGACAACGACACCAGCAACUGCUGCAGCAGGCACCACAACCACAGUUGCUGCAACAACAACCACAGGUGCUCCAACUACAACAACAGCUACUGCUGCAACCACAACCACAGCUGCCCCCACGGCCACCACAAUUCCGGUCACAACAACCACAGCUGCUUCGACUACAACAACAGCAGCAACCACUCCAAUCACAGGAGCUGCCACCACAACCACAGGUACCGCCACGGUCACCACAGCAGGCAUCACAACUACCACAGUUGCUCAUUCAACAACCACAGUUACUCCAUUUACAACCUCAACUACAUCCACAGAUGCUCCAACUAGAAACACAGCUACUGCCACAUCAACAACUUAUCCAACUACAACCACAGUAGCUUCCUCUGCAACCACACCUUCUGCCACAACAACUAUACCUGCUGCCACUACUACCACAGCUGCUCAAACUGCAACCAACGCAGCAGCCAACACA
Oncorhynchus tshawytscha (Chinook salmon) is the source of this 3586-nucleotide messenger RNA. Its product is annotated as GATA zinc finger domain-containing protein 14-like. The record is from RefSeq and is a predicted model, not a curated record. The transcript is spliced from 4 exons. NCBI's taxonomy places the organism in Eukaryota, Metazoa, Chordata, Actinopteri, Salmoniformes, Salmonidae. The coding region runs from base 1 to 3441 and encodes 1146 amino acids.